CGGGGGGAGCGGGGCGUCUCGGUCAGUGUCCGUGUCCCGGGUCACGGGGCGUCUCGCGCGCCACUCCCCCCACCCCGGGAGGUGAUGGCAAAACGCUUCCAGAUUGCGGAAUACCCUUCGGAUCCGUUCCCAGAGGAGGCGGGCGACCGAGGCAGGCAGCCUGGAGAUUCUGAUUCGGACGUGUUCAGGGAUGGGGUCUCCCAGCCUCGCAAGCUGUCUCUGCCCGAGGUAGAGGCCACGUCGUUCCGGUCGCGGACCCGAUCGGAGCCGGCGAACUUCACGUGCGCCCUGCAGUACGGGCGGGAGCUGCGGAGAAUGAGUGACGAGUUCGUCUCCACCUUCGCCGAGAGGAAGAGGCUGCGGCUCUCGAGGAGCGCCGGGGCGAUUGUCAGCCAAGUCUACCAGAGAGUGACGACGUACUUCCCCCAAAGCAGGAAGGCCGGCGGCGGUUCUUGACGGAGUACUCCGACUGCACCAGUAAGCGUCCCGCGCCCCGGUUCCCGUUCGACUUCUGGGCUCAGCCUCUGAUCUCCCCUCCCCACCACCCCGCGGUAAGGGGGCGGGAUCCAUGUCUGAGGGACAGAACACUCGACGCAAGUCCUUCGGCCUCCCGUUUCCAAGCCGGAUGGACAGAACUGGAUCUGCAAAACCCGCACCACCAGGAUCUCUCCCGCGGCCUCACCAGCCCAUUUCGAGGGGCGGUACUAACUUGGCAACAAGGUGGUCAGCAGUCGCUCGUGCAGCGAGGCUUGGGAAAGUUCUCUAAAGGACGAUAACUUAGAAUCUUUCCCCUUGAAUCUAUUUUAGUCUUCGGUAAUGCAUUUUUUAAUAAGACAUAAAAUACAGGAACAGAAUUAGGCCAUUUGGCCCAUUGAGUCUGCCCUCCUCAGCCCCACUCCCCAUAAGUGUCCCAUCAAGAAUCUCUAUCGCACACCGCAGAUGUACAGGAUACAGAGAUAGGAACUGUGCACGGUAACUCCCGGUGUGGGAUACGGAGAGGGGAACUGUGCACGGUAACUCACGGUGUGGGACACGGAGAGGGGAACUGUGCACGGUAACUCCCGGUGUGGGACACGGAGAGGGGAACUGUGCACGGUAACUCCCGGUGUGGGACACGGAGAGGGGAACUGUGCACGGUAACUCCCGGUGUGGGAUACGGAGAGGGGAACUGUGCACGGUAACUCCCGGUGUGGGAUACAGAGAGGGGAACUGUGCACGGUAACUCCCGGUGUGGGACACGGAGAGGGGAACUGUGCACGGUAACUCCCGGUGUGGGACACGGAGAGGGGAACUGUGCACGGUAACUCCCGGUGUGGGACACGGAGAGGGGAACUGUGCACGGUAACUCCCGGUGUGGGACACGGAGAGGGGAACUGUGCACGGUAACUCCCGGUGUGGGACACGGAGAGGGGAACUGUGCACGGUAACUCCCGGUGUGGGACACGGAGAGGGGAACUGUGCACGGUAACUCCCGGUGUGGGACACGGAGAGGGGAACUGUGCACGGUAACUCCCGGUGUGGGACACGGAGAGGGGAACUGUGCACGGUAACUCCCGGUGUGGGACACGGAGAGGGGAACUGUGCACGGUAACUCCCGGUGUGGGACACGGAGAGGGGAACUGUGCACGGUAACUCCCGGUGUGGGACACGGCGAGGGGAACUGUGCACGGUAACUCCAGGUGUGGGACACGGAGAGGGGAACUGUGCCCGGUAACUCCCGGUGUGGGACACGGAGAGGGGAACUGUGCACGGUAACUCCCGGUGUGGGACACGGAGAGGGGAACUGUGCACGGUAACUCCCGGUGUGGGACACGGAGAGGGGAACUGUGCACGGUAACUCCCGGUGUGGGACACGGAGAGGGGAACUGUGCACGGUAACUCCCGGUGUGGGACACGGAGAGGGGAACUGUGCACGGUAACUCCCGGUGUGGGACACGGAGAGGGGAACUGUGCACGGUAACUCCCGGUGUGGGACACGGAGAGGGGAACUGUGCACGGUAACUCCCGGUGUGGGACACGGAGAGGGGAACUGUGCACGGUAACUCCCGGUGUGGGACACGGAGAGGGGAACUGUGCACGGUAACUCCCGGUGUGGGACCCGGAGAGGGGAACUGUGCACGGUAACUCCCGGUGUGGGACACGGAGAGGGGAACUGUGCACGGUAACUCCCGGUGUGGGACACGGAGAGGGGAACUGUGCACGGUAACUCCCGGUGUGGGACCCGGAGAGGGGAACUGUGCACGGUAACUCCCGGUGUGGAACACAGAGACCGGAGCUGUGCAUAACCGGAGACAUAUUUUAGUAAUAUUUUUAAAAAUACACCUUGUUUUUCUCUGCAUGAAAUUGCAUGCCGAUUUUUACUGUGCACCAUUUUUAAUUCCACGGGUGGGUUUGGUGAACCUUUAAUACUUGGGUAAACAUUUUGGUUUGGUAAACCUUAUAGAGCUGACUUCCAGCUAUAAAGUCUUCCCCAGGCUCACAGUGGGGCAGUGGACACCGCAAUCAGUCUAAGCAGACGCUGCCUUUUGGGGGGGAGGGGGGGUUGGUAUUAGGGUAGAGUGCUGACACUUGUGGGCUGCCCCUCCCCUCCACCGGCACGCCCUCAGACUGUUAAUUGUCUUUCUGGACACUUCACUGUACGUGCUGAUGUAUGCUCGACAAAUAAAUUUGAAUCUCGGGCGCGUUGGAUUUAGCAGGGUUCCUGAUCUUCCUUUCUGUGCCAUCAAACCCCUGCUGUUAACUGAGGGGCUGGUGCACCCCAGGUCAACAGGGACACUUGACGCUUCACAGUUCCAAUCGAGCCUCAGCACGGCUCCUGCACACCAACUGCUCGGCUAGUGACAUAUAAAGCCACUCAACGUCAGGGGACACAAUAUUGACUUGCUGUGAGGUCAACACAGCAUUUUCUGUGUGUUGCUCAAAAUUUCCAGCAUCUGCAGACACUGCGUUCACAGAUCGAGCCUCAAACUCCACGAAAAACAUGGACUCAAUAUCCAGUUUCAUGAAAUGUUUGUGUGAUAGAGUGGUGUAUUCUCUCUCCCAAACCAAGGAUAUAAAAAAAAAUGAUGGCUUGCGAUUAAGCAAUUGUACUGUUUAAAAGUCAAUAAAUCUUUGUUUAAUCUACACACUCACUGUGCAGUGAAGUCCA
Hypanus sabinus (Atlantic stingray) is the source of this 3148-nucleotide messenger RNA. Its product is annotated as bcl2-associated agonist of cell death-like. The coding region runs from base 85 to 456 and encodes 123 amino acids. Lineage: Eukaryota; Metazoa; Chordata; Chondrichthyes; Myliobatiformes; Dasyatidae. The transcript has 4 exons. The record is from RefSeq and is a predicted model, not a curated record. Gene Ontology annotation, biological process: apoptotic process.